GAUAGUAAUGAAUGACAAACACACAGAGACUUCGUGCUGGUCUACAGUAAGAAGUAAAGUAGCAGCUCACACCAAUGAAAUGCAGCAGCGGCCAGAGAAGCGUUAUGAUCACCGGGAGAGAACCUUCAAAUUUGUGAAUAGGAGGGAUGACAUCACCCUGGAUGAUGACCCAGAGAUCCUGAGGACGGAAAUGUCCUGCGGCCAUGCUGUCAGUCCACAGUCACUGACGGAUUGGUGUCAAAGUCUCCUAGAUCAGGGUCAGUACAAGUUCACGUGUCCAGCUCUGAAGCAUGGAGGGAAUCAGAAGUGUGGGAAGGAAUGGCCCUACCAGGAGGUUCGGAAACUGGCACUGCUGACAGACAGCGAGCAGAGAUAUUUUGAGGAGACCAUGGCAACUCUGGCUGCUGCGAAUUUCCAUGAAUAUAAGUCAUGUCCUGGAUGUCAGUCGUCUGUGGAGAGGGAAGACUCGACCAAUCUGAGCGUGCACUGCACUGUCUGCACUGCCGAGAUGGGCAGAAUCUAUGAAUUCUGUUGGCAGUGCCGAAGGAAGUGGAAAGGGCCUGCACCACGAUCCGACCGCUGCAACAACGAGGGCUGCAUCAACAAUGAUCUGGACCUGCUGCAGACAUGCUCCAUAGCUGUCUUGUCAGAGGUUCAGAACAUGCAGUGCCCCUCUAUACGCGCCUGUCCCACCUGUGGCCAACUGAUCGAACAUGACAAGAGAGGCUGCAAGAACAUAUUCUGCACAAGGUGUCGGAAGGAGUUCUGCUUCGUCUGUCUGAAGCUCACCCCUGAGUGUCUGAAGACCAGCACUCACUUUACACCCUGUUCUGAUGGUGUUGCCCCCAGACAGACAUCAAUACCAACCUGGAAAAGAAAUUAGAUACAUUUCCGAUUAACACACUCACCCUACAGACAAACCAUGCAUUUCCUGCUUCAUAUUAAUUCUGUAACAUAUAACUUACAGUCAGAGGUGGAGAUUUCAGGUCCAGAGAGUACAAAUCCAGACCAAGAUUUUGUUUCAAUCAACUAGUUAAGUAUAAAGAGUCACAGUCACAGAGUACUCCACUCUGGGGAGAAAUCUCCACCUCUGCUUACAGUUGAAUCUACUUGUGUUUAUUUUCUCUACCUUUAAAUGAAUGAUUUGAUUGGUUAAGCGUUUUUACUCAUUACUCAAAACAUCUCAGGGGUAUAAAGACAUAUCUAUGCACACACACACACACACACACACACACACACAGCUGUGAAAUAUACUAUUUUUUUCAAACUGCAGCCUGGUUCUUCUCUGUUUCUCAUUAAUGAAGAGCUUCUUCCUUGCUCUAUGGGAGUUCAGUCCUGUUUCUAGGAGCCUGAUACAAACUGUCCUAGCAGUGCACUUCACACCUGCAAUUAAUGUUUCCAAUUGUUUUUGAAGGUCACUUGAUAUCCUCCAAUUCAUGAGACACUAUCGGAUAAGUUAACGGUCAUCUCUGUCGU
Molecule: messenger RNA, 1476 nt
Organism: Brienomyrus brachyistius
Lineage: Eukaryota; Metazoa; Chordata; Actinopteri; Osteoglossiformes; Mormyridae
Product: probable E3 ubiquitin-protein ligase RNF144A-A
Exons: 4
Coding region: 8-883 (291 amino acids)
Source: RefSeq, a predicted model, not a curated record